AUGGAAGAGUGCUUGCCAGAAAUGGUUCCUAUUUCUGCUAAUGUUAAAAAUUGGACUGUUUCUGAAUUGAUUGCAAACGGAAGGUGGGAGUGGAGGAAACUGCAAGGAUUGGUUCCUGAUGAAACCUUGCAGAAGAUCAGUGGUAUUAAUUCUUUUUGUCUCCACAAACAAGAUGAUCCUGUUUGGGAUAAAGUAAGGAAUGGUUUUUACACUGUGAAAAAAGGAUAUAUGGAGACUAAAAUGAAGAAGUUUGUAGUGGAUGGUAGGGCUGGUGGGACUUUCUCUCUUCCAAAUAGUAUCUGGGGCAAGGUGUGGAAAUUGAAAAUCUUGCCUAAAAUCACGCAUUUUGCUUGGAGAUGCUUGGUAGGAGCUGUACCUGUGAAGGAGGCUUUGGUGAGAAGAAGGUGUUGUAACACCUCUGUGAUCUGUCCUAUUUGUAAUCAAGAGGUAGAAACGAUUGAACAUACUCUUUUCUUGUGUUCACGGUUUCAAGGUGUGUGGUUUGCUUCUGCUUUAUCCUGGAAAAUAGAUUGUAAUAGAUUUCAGAGUUUUGGACUUUGGUUUGAGAAAAUUUUAAUCGAUGAUAAUGUGUUGAAUGAGUUUCAACUGGCCUAUGUUGCUUGGAUCAUUUGGUUGGUAUGGAAGGAGAGAAAUAGUGUGGUUUUUGAAGCUAAACAACAUGAUCCUAUUAAGGUUGUGCAGCUUGCUGAAAAAGCAGUGAGGGAAUUUUGGAAGGCAAAUGACUGGAUGGUUGAUGAUGAUGAGCCAGUUACGAAAGAGAUUGGUUGGAAGGGUUGGAGACCUCCAGAUUUUGGUGUCUUGAAAAUUAACUGUGACGGUUCUUGCUCUUUGGAGGCAGCAGCUAUUGGGUUAGUUUGUAGAGAUCAUGCUGGUGGUUUUAUGUGGGGAUUUGGGGAGGUAGUGAAAUCUAAUUCUGCUUUCUUAACCGAAGUCCUGGCUGUUCUGAAGGCUUUGGUAUUAUCAAGGAUUUGA
Neltuma alba is the source of this 993-nucleotide messenger RNA. RefSeq lists its product as uncharacterized. The transcript has a single exon. Lineage: Eukaryota; Viridiplantae; Streptophyta; Magnoliopsida; Fabales; Fabaceae. The record is from RefSeq and is a predicted model, not a curated record. Bases 1 to 993 code for a protein of 330 amino acids.